Arctia plantaginis is the source of this 1140-nucleotide messenger RNA. The record is from the annotation of a GenBank genome assembly. Lineage: Eukaryota; Metazoa; Arthropoda; Insecta; Lepidoptera; Erebidae.
AUGUUAAAGAAAACUGCUUUUUUGUUAUUGGCCGUCGCUAUUGUUCAGGUAUCAUCUGAAUAUAUUGAACCGCAGUUCAUUGAAGAUGUAAUCCAAGAACAAUCGCGAACAUCAUUGGGGCCGCGUAUAGUCUCGGGAUGGGACGCUAAACUUGGUCAACAUCCACACCAAGCACACAUGCGUAUGACCAACGCCGCUGGGGGUGUCAGUACCUGUGGAGGAUGCUUUGUGCACCAUGAUUGGAUGAUCACUGCCGCGCAUUGUACCGCUACGCGUGUCAGUCUCCUUAUCCGUGGUGGAAUGAUCUCCCUCAGCGAAACACCGGAGUAUAUGUCGGAAACGAAUGAGUUUUGGAAUUACCCUUCAUACGACAACUCAAUCCCUCAGAUUGUUCAGCCGAAUGAUAUCAGCAUCGUGAAACUGCAAGAACCAAUUGUUUAUACAAGAAAUCUUAAACCUAUCCGCAUUCAACCGUCAGCGGAUGCUAAUAGAAACUUCGGCGAAAUAACUUUGCACGCUAGUGGAUUUGGCGCUACUUGGACCGGCGGUUCAGGGUCCCAGGUGCUCCAAUGGGUAUACCUCCGAGGAGUAAGCAACCUUCUUUGUGGACUUACGUUUGGAACAACCAUUGUUACGGAUACCACAAUUUGCGCACAAUGGUUCAACGUCACUUCGCAGUCUAUAUGUCAGGGCGACAGCGGUGGUCCACUUGUGUAUACUUACCCUGAAGGUAAAAUAUUCCUUGUCGGUGUGACCUCGUUCACGGCGGGUGCAAACUCUGGUGGAUGCCACUCGGGAUUGCCUGCAGCUUUCAUCCGUCCUGGACAUUUCCACGAUUGGUAUACAGAAGUUACCGGUAUUGAUUUUGAGAAUCUAGACGAGGUGGAAGAUGAAACAACAACAACACCUCCUACCACUUUACCACCUACCACUGUACCACCCACCACUGAACCACCUACCUCCUUACCACCUACCACACCAGAAGGUGAUAGCAACGAAGAGGGAAGUGAUGAAGAUGAUACUUCCGAAGAAGAUGAAGACUUACCCGAGCUUCUGAAACGUCUCCAAGUUAAAGUUAAGGUCAAGGUAAAGGUUAAUCAGUUUAGAAAGAAAGUAAGAGUUGUCAAGAAAAUACAUUAA